AUGUUUCCAUUGUCAACAAUCGGUCAGGAGAAAAAUGUAUCCACAAUCCCCGUUGGUGGCAGAAGUAACCGAUUUAUGCGCACCAUCAUCGACUCCAGUGGCGACAUUCAGCCUUCUGCCGUCAGCAACGCGGAUUCGUCCGGCGAAUCCGGAUUCGAAUUUGAGGCUUUACCAACGUCCGAUAGCGGCACCGAUAAGCUGCCGGACCUACCCGUCGCUUGGAGCCUGGAAAUGAACGAUCUCUCGAUGAUCGACGACGAGAUGCAGGUGAUCGACACGAUCGAUCAGAGCUACUGGAAUGGGAAGUUUGUGCCACCGCCGCCGAGACCGCCGUUCCUGGAGGAGUCGAUUGCACCGGACGGGCUGACCACGUGCGACCUGUGCUCGUGGGCCUGGCAGGACAAGGGAACGCUGUCCCUCGAUGGAGCGAUAAAGGAGAUAUUUUCUUCAUCGGACACGAAGGAAUUCAACUGGACAUUCGCGCUGAUCGUGGUCUCGUUGACGUCCGCUUUGCUCGGUGCCAUAAUAAUGAUAGUGUUUCUUAGAUGUAAAAGAAUUCGAACCAACCAGAACCGCCUCCGGACGCUGUGUUUCGAUACGAGCAGUACAAAAGACACCAGCGGGCUGAACUUUGACAACCAGACGUCGAAAAACUCCACCAACGGAUCGUGCAGCCCACGCAGCACAAACUCGGGCCUGUGGACGUGGUUCAGCAGCCGCAAGAACCUCUCGACGCCGGAUCAGCUGGUCAACUCGCACACACUGCCGGUCGAGAACCACUACACGCACAUGGACGACAACAACUACAACCCGGUGCAGAUAGACGAGGCGUCGUACGCCGAGGUGGGCAACGAGACCGGGCCCUCGUCGGAGACGACCUUCUACAAAUCGGGCUCCGUACAUCAAGGUACAGACAACGACAUUCUGAUCAUGAACUGUCCACUCCCAGCCAUCCCAACCGGGUCGCAUAGUGCCAGCGGAGGCGGAGCGAGUGGUUCGGGCAGUGCGUACUACUCCGGGCUGCUGAACAACGCCAACAUGGCCGCGGGCGAGGACGAAGACGAGCGACCGUACGAAAUCGUCGAUCUCAAGGAAAUGUCCUCACCACACAAGACUCACAACGUCCAAAGCCACCUGCUGAACGAGACGAACAAUCUGCUCACGAUCGAGAAACACUCGGAAGCGUUGCCGGAAGGGACGAUUUCGGCGUCGGAUUACGUUUGAUACUCUGGUCAGUAGUCGGUGUGGCGGCGGGCAACAGAUCGGUACAAAGCACGAGACAGCAGAGGGUAGCAUUUCAACAAACCCGUUUGUGUUAAGGUGUAUUUAUUCGAAAUCAAACCACGUGAGAUUCACAUCAUAGCCAUUGAA
Messenger RNA from Anopheles coustani, 1371 nucleotides. RefSeq lists its product as uncharacterized. The record is from RefSeq and is a predicted model, not a curated record. The transcript is spliced from 4 exons. Bases 1 to 1224 code for a protein of 407 amino acids. NCBI's taxonomy places the organism in Eukaryota, Metazoa, Arthropoda, Insecta, Diptera, Culicidae.